Cladocopium goreaui is the source of this 1977-nucleotide messenger RNA. Lineage: Eukaryota; Dinophyceae; Suessiales; Symbiodiniaceae. The record is from the annotation of a GenBank genome assembly.
AUGGACUUUGAAGAUUUUCAAUUCGGCCGCCGCAGCGGGAGUGACUUCUCGCGCGAUGUGAAGCGUUACGGUCCGCAGAUCUUAAUCGCACUCGUGGCAGUGAUCGUCGUCGUGGCUUCGUAUUCGAUGUUCUAUCGGGUUGAAGCGACCGAACAGGGAGUUGUACUGCGAUUCGGAGCGUACAAGGAGACGGUCAACCCAGGCUUGCAGUUCAAACUGCCGUGGCCAAUCGAGGAAGUUUUUCUCGUUCCGGUUCGGGAAAUCCAAAGCCUGGAGUUCGGCUUCGACACCGAGGAACCUGGUCGGCGAACAACCUAUGCAGAACAAUCGGAAGCGAAUCUCGAUGUUUCCGAAAUGCUGACCGGUGACUUGAAUCUGGCAAACGUGGAAUGGAUCGUUCAAUACCGAAUCAGCGACCCGAAGCAAUAUCUGUUCAGCAUUGGUACCACGGAAGCUCCAGGCCGGCGUGCUCGCCCCGUAGGAAAGACCGGAGAUGUGAAUCUGGCGGUGCCCGACACGAUUCACGACGUAUCGGAGUCGGUCAUGCGGGGACUGGUAGGAGACGCGAGCAUCGACGAAGUGCUAACCAUCAGCCGCGAGCAAAUAGCGAACGACGCUAAACGAAACAUUCAGACGUUGCUGGACAGUUUCGGUGCGGGGGUAGAUAUCGUGACCGUGAAAUUGCAAAGCACUUCGCCUCCGGGUGAUGUUCGAGAAGCAUUUCAAGAAGUGAACCGCGCCCGACAAAAGAAGGAAAAGAUCGUCAACGAAGCCGAAGGUGAGCGCAACCGCCAGAUUCCAGCAGCCCGAGGUCGACGAGAUCAGAUGAUCUCUGAAGCCGAAGGUUAUCGCGAACGAAUCACACAGGAGAAAGCAGGCGAGGUGGAAGCGUUCAAGGCACAACUGGCCGAGUACGAGAAGGCGCCGGAGGUGACGAAGACGCGGCUCUACCUCGAGGCAUUGGAAGAAGUGCUGGGGGGAGUUCAAAGCAAGACGAUCGUCGACGAAUCGGUCGGAUAUCCAAACGUGCGUACGUCAAUUCCCGCACUGGUCGUGAUUCUAAUGAUCCUGCUGGGCAUUCUCGGCUUCAGCAGCCUGUAUACCGUUGAUGAGUCGCAAAUCGCAGUCGUUACUCAAUUCGGUGAAUUGAAAGACACUGCGAGUGAAGCCGGGCUGCAUUUCAAGAUGCCCUUUGUGCAGGAAGUGCAUUUCCUGGAAAAGCGUUUGAUGGCUUGGGAUAGUGCUGCGGAGAACAUGCAGACCAGUGACAAAAAGCGAAUAUUCGUCCAAGUGUGGGCCCGUUGGAGGAUUGCGGACGCCGACAUCUUCUAUCCGGCCGUGAGGACUGAACAAGGCGGCUACAAAAUCCUGGACGAUCUGGUGGACUCGGCGGUGCGUGAUGUAGUGGCACAGCACCGGCUCAUUGAACUUGUACGUAGCUCGAACGAUGAACUUCUUUACGAGGACGAAGAAAUCCAACGGAAUGAUGUCGAGGAAGUUGAAAAGGGACGCGAUGAUAUCGAGCAACAGAUCUUGCGGGUCGCCAGUACCGAUCUCGAGCAAGAAUACGGAAUGGAAAUCAAGGAUGUCCGUGUGAUGCGCGUGAAUUAUAUCGACUCCGUGAAGCAAGCCGUCUAUGAACGCAUGCGUGCCGAGCGGCAGCGAAUUGCAAGUCUCUUCGAAUCCGAAGCCGAGGAAGAGCGGAACCGCAUCCAAGGUCACACCCGUCGCGAGUUGGAUCAGAUUGAAGGUGAGAUGCAGGCGGCGAGUGCCAAGAUUCGGGGUGAGGCCGACGCGGAUGUGAUUCGCAUUACGGCCGAAGCCUACAACCAGUCGCCGGAGGCACUGGAGUUCUUCAAGUUUCUUCGCAAGCUGGAAGUUUUCAAGUCGUCACUCGGCAAAGAUUCCAGCGUGGUGCUUUCGACCGAUAGUGAAUUGUUUGAUUUGCUGAAAUCGCCCGACGGCUCGAAGGAAUAG